Gamsiella multidivaricata is the source of this 1350-nucleotide messenger RNA. RefSeq lists its product as uncharacterized. Gene Ontology annotation, molecular function: phosphatidylinositol kinase activity. NCBI's taxonomy places the organism in Eukaryota, Fungi, Mortierellomycota, Mortierellomycetes, Mortierellales, Mortierellaceae. The coding region runs from base 1 to 1350 and encodes 449 amino acids. The record is from RefSeq and is a predicted model, not a curated record. The transcript is spliced from 7 exons. Gene Ontology annotation, biological process: phosphatidylinositol metabolic process.
AUGGAUGUUCUGAAGAAGAGCAGCAGCCGACGCUUCUCCAAGCGCAGGAAGGACGACGAUACCGAUCGCGUCCUGAUCGGCACACGUAUCGGAGAGGGCCAUGUUAACUAUGUUCUUAUGUAUAACAUGUUGACCGGCAUCCGUGUCAGCGUCUCUCGAUGCCAGGCAAAGCCGCAGCGGCCCCUGGUGGACGAAGACUUUACUUCUGCUCACAAGUUGGCAUUCGAUAUCACGGGUAAUGAAUUGACGCCAUCGUCCAAAUACGAUUUCAAGUUCAAAGAUUACGCGCCCUGGGUCUUCCGCAACCUGAGAGAGGACUUUCACAUCGAUGCGUCCGACUACUUGGUGUCUCUCACUAGCAAGUACAUCUUGUCUGAGCUGGGAUCGCCAGGAAAGAGUGGAAGUUUCUUUUACUUUUCCCAGGACUACCGAUUCAUCAUCAAGACCAUUCACCACUCAGAGCACAAGUUCAUGCGAAAGAUCCUGAAGGACUACUUCAACCAUGUCAAACAAAACCCACAUACGCUUCUCUGCCGUUUCUUUGGUCUUCACCGUGUCAAGCUGCCCCAUGGACGCAAGAUUCACUUUGUGGUCAUGGGCAAUGUCUUCCCACCCAACAGGGAUAUCCAUGAGACGUAUGACUUGAAGGGAUCGACAUUAGGUCGCGCCAUCAGCGACGAGGAACUCAACAACAACCCGCGUGCCACACAAAAGGAUCUCAACUGGGUCAACCGGAAUCGUAAACUCGAACUGGGACCGGUGAAGCGACAUUUGUUUGUGGAACAGAUGAAGCGGGAUGUAGAGCUACUGGCACGACUCAACAUCAUGGAUUACAGUUUGUUGAUUGGUAUCCACGAUAUCGAACGCGGUAACAAGGACAACAUUCGAGACAAUACUCUCAAGGUGUUCCACCCCGACACGAAGAAACAACUGGCGAGAGAGCCGUCAAGGCGGGACAAACGCGAGAGUAAGGUCAAUGCGCUCAGGAUGGCUGUCAAGGAGUCGGAUCCAGUUGCAAUAGGACCGUCAGCACUACCGUCGGACUCGUUUUCAGAACGAAGGCACUGUAUAUUCUACGCAGAUGACGGAGGCCUAUUAUCAACAAACGAGCAAAAUGAACAGGGUCAGGAUCUAUAUUACCUGGGAGUCAUCGAUAUUCUAACGCCGUACAAUUACGUCAAGAAGAUCGAGCAUUACUGGAAGAGUCUUUCUCAAGACAAGCACCAAAUUUCGGCUGUAAAUCCGAAGGAGUAUGCCCAGAGGUUCCUGAGUUUUAUGAUCCACGCCAUCAAGGUCAACAAUGAUGUGAUGGAGGUUCUGGAGGAGAAGAGUCAUCCGCACUCUGAGUAA